AUGCGCAAGGUUGAAGGUCACCCACUACCUACUUCCAAGAACAUGUCAGCAUGGACUGCAACAGCGUCUCAGUGUGUGUCGGCGCAGGGAUGCGGACCCCACUACGAAUAUGCCAUCGAGGAGUUCUGCCUGGCCAAGUUCAGGUUGGACAUGCAAGAGCUGGAUGAGAGACACUGGUGUAGCUGGGAGGACACAGUCGAGCUGUACGGUGACCUGACCAACUGCACGUACCUGGUGGCGCUGAAGAUGGAGUGCUUCUGGCCGAACCGCAUGGUGGACGAGUUCUUCAUCCGAGUGCACAAGCACUACUUCCACGACUGCUCGCUCUCGGGACGGCUUCUCAGGGACCCACCAAACCGCAUCCUGGGACCCUUCAUUGUGGUGCCCAUCCUGGUCACGCUUCUCAUGACUGCCCUGGUGGUGUGGAGGAGCAAACGCAGCGAGGGGAUUAUGUAGUGAACAGAAUGAUGCAGGGUGGGGUGGGGGUCACGAGACUCAAGACAAGAGGUACUUUUUGCCCCGUUCUCACCUUCAUUGACCAAAGGAUGUGGUAAUGUUUGGAAAACGGGUGUAGUGUGCAGUUGGAGCAAAAUGAGAACAUUUUUAAAAUCAGGUCCUGCCUCAGCGCUUCAACACAUCUUCACUGAUAUGAAGCCUGUGCGAAUCAAAUUAUUUCAUUUCUAUCGACAAGGAGCUGAACUGCUCUCCUGAAUCUAAACUGCAGCAGAGCAGUGACUGGUGCAGAGAUACACCUUAUUGAGAGAAACUGCCUCAAAGAUUUUUUGGAUGUGGUGGUGAUACGACAAGAAUUUAACAACAGAUUUUUGGAAAAUAACCAACACCUACUUCAGCAAACAGCUCGACUGUGAGAAAAUGCAAAACUGUCCAGAAGAUCUCUUUCACACUCUGACCAGGACACAACAAGACAGUUACUCUGAACUCUUCUCGGGAACACAGGGACAUCAGCUUGUGUAUAUAUGCAUAUGUAUAUGUAUGUGUACACUGUAAAUGUACAACAUGACAUGAGUCUGUCAUUGGAUUAUCAGAAUGUCUUUGGAACACAGUCAAGACGAAAAAACCGUACUCCACGGAAUUAAUUUCUCUCAUGAGAACAUUUUCUGUUUCUGUGUGAUAUAUGGA
This is a messenger RNA of Paralichthys olivaceus (Japanese flounder), 1140 nucleotides long. Lineage: Eukaryota; Metazoa; Chordata; Actinopteri; Pleuronectiformes; Paralichthyidae. The record is from RefSeq and is a predicted model, not a curated record.